Metarhizium brunneum ARSEF 3297 is the source of this 774-nucleotide messenger RNA. RefSeq lists its product as uncharacterized. The record is from RefSeq and is a predicted model, not a curated record. Lineage: Eukaryota; Fungi; Ascomycota; Sordariomycetes; Hypocreales; Clavicipitaceae.
AUGCGUAAUUGUAACCUUCAAAUCUCAACACACUACAACUAUGACGAGCGCGGCGGGUCAAUGCGAGCUGUCGCUUGGAAUGUACACUUCACUACCGGCGAAGAAGAGGAUCCGGGCGCCUUUGCCGCAAUCUUCCAAGUUAGUGGCAGUGACCUCAUUACCUUUCGUGAUGUUUGCAAUGAACUGCGUCUCUGCUUUGAGUUCCACAACGACAAACUGCGCGGCGACAGCCACGAUGACGAUGACGAACAUGACUCCUGGUCUCAUAUCGCAUUCUACCACCUUGUGUACCACGAGGACUGCCAUGUGCCUUCCAACUCGUCACUAGACUCCCAUUUACAAGCAAAACACGCUCGACACCUUCCAAACCCUGUCCGCCGUCGCGAUGCUCGAUAUUUGCCACCGAAUAGAACGCCAUCUGAUCCAAGACUUGCUGUUAUGCCGCUCCGACGGAAGUUACAAGCCCGCCCUCAGUCUCCUGCUAAGCGGCCGGCAUCGGACCCAAAUUCACCAACCAAGGAAGCUCCGGACGAGUUCGAUGACAUGCUUGCACCUGCAACUAUGAAUAUUGAUCCUGAUGAGGCUAAGAGGUUUACGAAUGAAUUCAGAUCCUCCUGUCUCAAUAGAGCCACCUCUUGUGCCGUUUCCGGCCAAGGAGAAUCAUGGUGUCCGGGGCCGCCAAUAGGGCCUGGUAUUCAGGCUUGCCUCAUUGUGCCUCAGCAGCAUUACCAUCUGUAUCCUGUCAGUAGCGGGCUUGCUGACGGUCAUGUAUAG